UUCUGCCGCAUGCUGCCUGCCGACACCAUUGCGCAGAGGAAUUCCCUGCCGUCUGUUUACAGCCAGGAGGAGAGGACGCGUGCCGCAGAGCUCCGUAGGAUUUGACAUGGAGGCGCCCGGCGGUUGUUUCCGAGGCCGUGUUUAUGUGCCUCCCGAUCGGGCAGGCAUGUAGGAGGGGAGCGGCGUGUUUCUGCCAAGCCAGGGAGCGCUUUUUGUUUGUGUUUGCUGCUUCCUGAUGCGGUCAGAGCGGGCCAGCCGUGUUUGUAUCGUGGUGCUGGAGGAGGUGGAGGAGGACGAGCCCUCCUUUGCACCCCCGCCUCCUCGGCCCAAGUCCACCCCAGACCCUAAAUCCCAUCAUGCCCCUAGAAGGGCCGCUGCUCUGGAGGACAAGCCAUCCUUGCUCAGAGCCAUCUUCAAUGUGGAUCCAGAUGAGGUCCGCUCGCUCAUAUUCAAGAAAGAAGACGUAAACAUUCAGGAUAACGAAAAGCGGACACCACUACAUGCUGCCUCCUACCUGGGAGACAGCGAAAUCAUUGAGCUGCUCAUCCUCUCCGGAGCCCGAGUUAAUGCCAAAGAUAACAAGUGGUUGACUCCUCUUCACCGUGCCGUGGCCUCGUGCAGUGAGGAUGCAGUGGCGGUGUUGCUGAAGCACAGCGCCGACGUCAACGCCAGGGACAAGAACUGGCAGACGCCGCUCCACGUGGCGGCAAGCAACAAGGCCGUGCGCUGCGCCGAGGCCUUAGCGCCGCUCCUCAGCAAUGUCAACGUGUCUGACCGGGCAGGGCGCACCGCUCUGCACCACGCCGCCUUCAGCGGACACACGGAGAUGGUGAAGUUGCUGCUGUCCAGAGGAGCUAACAUUAAUGCGUUUGACAAGAAGGACAGGAGGGCCAUCCACUGGGCAGCCUACAUGGGUCAUCUGGAAGUAGUUAAAUUAUUGGUGAGUAGUGGAGCAGAGGUGGACUGUAAGGACAAGAAGGCUUAUACACCUCUCCAUGCAGCUGCCUCCAGUGGGAUGAGUAGCACCGUACACUACCUGCUAGGCCUGGGCGUCCAGGUGAACGAGGUGAACGCCUUCGGCAACACCCCACUCCAUUUGGCGUGUUACAACGGGCAGGACGUGGUGGUCAGUGAGCUCAUCAAGGCGGGGGCCCGCGUCAACCAGGUCAACGAGAGGGGGUUUUCUGCCCUUCACUUUGCCUCCUCCUCACGCCAGGGGGCGCUGUGCCAAGAGCUACUGUUGGCCCACGGAGCACACAUCAACCUGCGGAGUAAAGAUGGGAAGACUCCCCUCCACAUGGCAGCUACUCACGGCAGGUUCUCCUGCUCUCAGGCCCUCAUUCAAAACAGAGCUGAAAUUGAUUGUGUGGACAAGGACAGAAACACUGCUCUUCACAUCGCCGCGCGCUACGGCCACGAGCUCAUCAUCACGGCGCUUGUCAAACACAGAGCCAGCGUUGCCAAGAGAGGCGUUCAUGGGAUGUUGCCACUACACCUAGCAGCCCUCACCGGCUUCCCUGAUUGCUGCAGGAAGCUGCUGUCCUCAGGGUUCGACAUUGACGCCGCCGACGACUACGGAAGGACUUGUCUGCACGCGGCCGCUGCCGGAGGGUGUGUCCUUAUUUCCCCUUCACUUACUUGCGGUGUUUGUGUGAUUAAUCACAUUGUCUCAAUGUGCAGGAACCUGGAGUGCUUGAAUCUGCUGCUAAAUUUAGGCGCUGACUUUAACAGCAAAGACAACUUUGGAAGGACCCCUCUUCAUUAUGCAUCAGCCAACUGUAACUACCACUGUCUGUUUGCCCUGGUGGGCUCUGGGGCGAGCGUCAACGAGCUGGACCAGAGAGGCUGCGGCCCCCUGCACUACGCCGCCGCAGCUGACACCGAUGGAAAAUGUGUGGAGUACCUUUUGAGAAACAACGCCGAGGCCGGCGUGAGGGACCAGGAGGGGUACAGUGCGGUCCACUACGCCUCAGCCUACGGCCGCACUCUCUCUCUGGAGCUGAUGGCAAGUGAAACCCCUCUUGACGUGCUAAUGGAGACAUCAGGAACUGACAUCACGAGUGACUCUGAGCGCCACGGGUCCAUCAGCCCGCUCCACUUGGCGGCUUACCACGGCCACUGUGGAGCGCUAGAGGUCCUCCUGUCCUCCAUGCCGGACGUGGACGUCCGCAGCCCGCAAGGUUGCACCCCUCUCAACCUGGCCUGCUCCAGAGGACACCAGGAGUGUGUCUCCAUGCUGCUACACCGUGGCGCCUCACCCAUGACCAGUGACUACACACACAAAAAGACAGCUCUGCACGUGGCAGCUACAAACGGCCACUCGGGGUGCCUGCGUCUCCUCAUGAGCAACAACGACCAACACGUCAACGUGGACGCACAGGAUGUCAACAAGCAGACGGCGCUGAUGUUGGCGGUGCUGAAUGGCCACACCGAGUGUGUGUAUUCACUGCUGAGUCAAGGAGCCAGCGUCCAAGCUCUGGACCGCUGGGGCAGGACAGCCCUUCACCGAGGGGCGGUGACGGGUCAGGAGGAAUGCGUGGAGACUCUCCUUCAGCGCGGGGCCAGCGCGUGUGCGAAGGACAUCCGAGGCCUGGCCCCUCUCCACUUGGCGUCCGCCUGCGGCCGGGUGAGCGCGCUGGGCGCCAUGCUGCAGGCCGACGGCACCUCGGACGCUCUCUCGCGGCUGGCGGACAAGCAGGGCUACACGCCGCUGCACUGGGCCUGCUACAGCGGUUGUGACGCUUGUGUGGAGUUGUUGUUGGAGCAGGAAGCGUUCAGGAAGACGGACGGCAGCACGUUCAGCCCGUUGCACUGCGCCGUUAUGAACGAUAACGAAGGAGCGGCCGAGAUGCUGAUCGAUUCCCUCGGCGCCGACAUCGUCAACGCCACCGACCGCAAGGGCAGGUCCCCGCUUCACGCCGCCGCUUUCUCCGACCGCGUCGAGUGCAUUACCCUGCUGCUGAGCCACGGCGCCCACGCCAACGUCGCGGACGCGCACACGCGCAGGACGCCGCUGAUGAUGGCCGCGCUCAACGGACAAACCAACGCCGUGGAGGUGUUGGUGAGCAGCACCAAAGCAGACUUUGCUCUGCAGGACACGGACAGCAACACUGCCUUGCAUCUGGCUUGUAGCAAGGGUCACGAGACGUGUGCCUUGCUGAUCCUGGAGAAGAUCAGCGAUAAAAACCUCAUCAACUGCACCAACGCCUCUCUGCGCACGCCGCUCCACGUCGCCGCCAGGAAAGGUUUAACGGUGGUGGUCCAGGAACUUCUGGGCAAAGGAGCAAGCGUGCAAGCGGUGGAUGAAAACGGUUACACGCCCGCUCUGGCCUGCGCCCCCACCCGCGACGUGGCCGACUGCUUGGCGCUCAUCCUGCACUCCAUGAUGCCCGCCUCCCCCAUGGUCACCACAGCAACGUUGCCUGUGUUCUCGCUGCCUCACACGGUGAUCAAGCACCACCUGGCGACCAAUCACGUCACAAAGGGUGUGGCCUUUGACGCCCUGCCUGCUCUGAGGCCCGACCGGGCUGCGUACUGCAGGCCGGAGCACCCGCUGUCCUUGCUCUCUGCUGACGAUGAACUGAAUGACUCGGAUUCAGAGACCUACUGAAGACUGCCCCCUAGUGUUGAAGGCAGUGUGAGACUCUUGAACUGGGAGCAAACACCAACAUAGAGGCAGAAUGACAUCACACUAAUAAACUCAGUGUUUUAAUAUUCCAAACUAGUGUCAUAUAAACUCCUUAAAUAUAUUAAUAUACUUAGAGAGAAAAAGUAUUAUUGUAAAUGGGACCAGAUGUUUCUUCACUGUCCUUUCUAUUUAUGUUGAGCCACUUUGCAGUUAAAGUUGUAUUUCCACAUCAUUGGAGAGAUGGUAUCAUCUUUUUUUUAAUUACUUUUUUUAGUGAAGGAUUUGUUGGUGCACCUGCAGCAGCCACACCUCCAUGUUUCUGUGUGAGAGAAAUAAAGAUUUGAUUUUUGAGAACCA
Messenger RNA from Entelurus aequoreus (snake pipefish), 3985 nucleotides. RefSeq names its product serine/threonine-protein phosphatase 6 regulatory ankyrin repeat subunit A-like. The record is from RefSeq and is a predicted model, not a curated record. The transcript has 28 exons. Lineage: Eukaryota; Metazoa; Chordata; Actinopteri; Syngnathiformes; Syngnathidae. Gene Ontology annotation, molecular function: protein binding. Bases 236 to 3610 code for a protein of 1124 amino acids.